This is a messenger RNA of Paramuricea clavata, 2472 nucleotides long. The record is from the annotation of a GenBank genome assembly. NCBI's taxonomy places the organism in Eukaryota, Metazoa, Cnidaria, Anthozoa, Malacalcyonacea, Plexauridae.
GUGGUGUGAAGUUGCUUUUCGCUUUGAACGGAUGUUUUAUAUAGUUGUUGUUCGAAUGUCUGUAAUGGUAUUGAAGGUACAUGUUUCUUCGGUAUUGUAGGUAUGAUGUAUACACAGAUUGGUAGCCAAUGGGUUUAGGUUUGGGAACAAAUUUAAGUCCCUUGUUUAGUAUGCUUUUAGUGGCAUCCGAGACAUGUAUAUUGGAUAAGUUAAUUAUAUUAUCCCCUGCCUUUUGUUUUUGGAUUUUAUUUAGUAGUUUUUUUUUUGUUUUGUGUCUGUUCCUGUUUUGGUUUCGUUUGUUCUGUAGUUGUGCUAGUAGUUUUGGUUUGGUUAUUGUUAUUUUCGGUUGUUGUUGGUCCUUUGUUUGUUCUGAAGAUAGUCUAGGAUGUGUCUCGGUUGGAUAAAAUUUUUAAUUUGUUGUUGGAUGUGAUUUGAUAGUAAUGGGUGUGUUAUGGUGUUUGUUCUCGGUGAGAAGUUUUGUUUUGUAGCUGUUGUUGUAGUUGUAUGUAUCAGUGGAUAUCGGGUUGGUUGUAGUAGUGGGUUAAUUGGUAUUGGAGGUGUUGGUGUGUUGGGUCUGUAAAGGAAGUUUGAUCGUGUUGUUGUGGGUGUCAGUGGGCCUCUUGGGCGAAUGUGCGGUCUGUUAAAUGUUGUCAUAGAGUUAGUGUAAUAUGUUGCUAUGUCAGUUUGUAUGGGUGUAUGUAUGUUUCCCAUAAUCUGCUGUGUAUUAUGUGUCUGUAUUGGCGUAGAGUUUUUUGCAGUCGUAGUAUGUAUUGGUUUAUCGUUGUUGUUGUUUUCCGUCAAGUAUAAUUAUAACAGGGGUGGCCUACUGUAAGGGUAAUACGCAACUCAUAGUUCAGCAGUUAUCGUAUUAAUUACAAUUGAUUUCACUUAGUCAACAUCACGAAAUUUUCCCACAACCAACACACAUAUAUAUAUAUAUAUAUAUAAAUUGAUAGGCAAAACAAAACAUAACAAUUUCGACUGUCCACAUAUAGCGGUACCUUUAAAACAACGGAACUUGGCACGGAUAUGGACACAGAUACGGACAACCCAAACAACAACGAUAUUGAUAACCUGAUGGAAUUAGAGCACAGCAUAGACACCAGUGAUAUAAUACAGACAGAACCUAUAGAAUACAAUUUCAGCGACACACAAAUCACAAAACUUCUAGACACAAACGACGACAUAUGCCAACUACAAAUGGACGCCCUGUCCUUGACAAGGAGAGGGUCGACAAGUAUAUAUACUAACAAUAAACUAAACACAAACGAGAACGAUCCAUUAUUAACGAACGACAGUACAACAAAAAAUUUGGACAACUCACAAACAGACAAUGACAGCGACACUGGCCUACAAAACGUAACGCAAAAAACGCCUCCUCAAACUGACCGUAACCAACCCAACACAAAUACCCCAGACGAACCAAACAACAACCCUGACUAGAAAACAGACACACAAACUGACAACGUAGAAACAGCCUCUUCGACAUACAGACUACUCUCAACUAUCCCGAAAGAAAAACAAAUUAAGACGAAAACAAUACUGGAGAACCUCACGACCCACAAAACAGACGGAACAUUACCCAACAACCUAAACAAAACAACGGACUGCCACAUCAUACUAGACGAAGACCUCCGACAACGCUGGGUGCAAGCACCCAGAGAUGCCGCCUACAAACAACUCGACAUCUUACUAGAACAACAAAAACGGAAACUUACAAAUAUAGAAACAAAAAUAACACACGCUACAAAACGAAUAAGGGACAACAUCACCGACGUUACAAAAACAACAGAAAUACUAAAACGAACAGACGAAAUAAGCCAACGUUUCUCGGCAAGAUGGAUGUCAAAACACGGCACCCAACGCUACAAACCGAACAAAAACAUUGAUUUAUUUACUUUGCCGUCGUCCUUAUACAUUCAUUGGCUGGGAAACCACAACAGCUAUUGCCAAUUACAGCGGCCCCAAUAGUUAUACAGAAACAAUUUACAAGGUAUACGAAACACACACAACAGACAAUACUUGAACAACAGUCAUUACAUUUGUCUAAAAGCAGCAUGUCAAUGGAGAGUUCAUUAAACUUCGAGCGGAAUUACAUUUUAUACACACACUUUUCCAUGUUCGGGGAUCCUCAACAUCGUAUGUAUUUUCUAAUGCUAAAAUAUAGUACUUAAAAAGAAGAUUCUUGAAUUCUGAAAAUGUUAGGUCUUUGGAUGUAAUAUAAUUGGGUAGUGUGUUCCAUAUUCUUGAUGUUCGGAUUUUGUAAGAUUUUUCAUAGGUUGACGUUUUGUAUGUCGGAAUUUUAUAUUUGUUCGAGUUGGGAUUAAAUGAUCUUGUCUGUCUUUGACCCUGAGGUUGAGGAAAUGGAAGAAUUUUUUUAUCAAUAUUAAAAAUGUCGUGAUUUGCCUUAUGGAAGAAUACUACAUCCAGGUAUUCGUGCCAGUAGCUGAGAGGGAGCAAACUGGUUGCAAG